AUGGUCCCGAAUAACGCCUUUGCUAUGGACCCUAGUCCGUCGACCAGUCUCCGUCGACCGUUAUCCAUUCCCGGACUAGAAGCGAAUUGUUCCAAUGAGUAUGGCGUGUCUAAAGAUUGUCCUAUUACGAAGCAUGCCCCUAAGACCGAUGGAUCUUACGUAGCAACCGGAGAAAUCAGCAAAUUGCUCGGUGGCGUAGUCGCCAGGCUGCAGGUCUUAAAGCGUAAAGCUCAGGAAUCCAUAGCGGAGGAAUUGCAAGUGGGCAUGGUGUGCAAAAGAAGAUUGGAUUACUUGAAAGAUCACGCUAAUACCUCUCGGAGUGCUGUAAACCAGUGGAGACGACAGAGACUAGACAGAAUGUUAGUGGAAUAUUUUCUUCGUAAGAGAUACUACAAAACGGCAACUAAGCUGGCAGAUAGCAGCGAGCUUAGAGAUCUGACAAAUAUUAGUAUGUAA
Wasmannia auropunctata (little fire ant) is the source of this 456-nucleotide messenger RNA. Its product is annotated as macrophage erythroblast attacher-like. Lineage: Eukaryota; Metazoa; Arthropoda; Insecta; Hymenoptera; Formicidae. The transcript is spliced from 3 exons. Gene Ontology annotation, molecular function: protein binding; ubiquitin-protein transferase activity. Gene Ontology annotation, cellular component: cytoplasm; nucleus; GID complex. The record is from RefSeq and is a predicted model, not a curated record. Gene Ontology annotation, biological process: proteasome-mediated ubiquitin-dependent protein catabolic process. The coding region runs from base 1 to 456 and encodes 151 amino acids.